Molecule: messenger RNA, 423 nt
Organism: Linum tenue
Lineage: Eukaryota; Viridiplantae; Streptophyta; Magnoliopsida; Malpighiales; Linaceae
Source: the annotation of a GenBank genome assembly
AUGGACCAUGACGAGACAGGCUGCCAAGCUCCGCCAGACCAUCCCAUACUGUGCGUCAACAACUGCGGCUUUUUCGGAAGCGCUGCAACAAUGAACAUGUGCUCGAAGUGCCACAAGGAUAUCCUGCUAAAAGAGGAGCAAUCCAAGCUUGCUGCAUCAUCAGCAGCGAGUAUCAUGAACGGAACAUCAAUCACCACCCUUGGAAAGGAACCUGUUGUUGCUCCUGCUCCUGCCCCGAUCAUCAAUGUACAAGUCAGUUUGCAAGAGCCAACACCCAUCUCGGUGCAGCCAUCUUCUGCUCCAGGUGUGGCAGAGAGCAACGAAGAGAAACCAAAGGAGGUGGGGCCCAACAGAUGCAACACCUGCAACACACAAUCGCGAAACAACCCGGGGACUAGCAGGCGUCAUCUCCCCAAGCUAUAG